Hypoxylon fragiforme is the source of this 927-nucleotide messenger RNA. RefSeq lists its product as uncharacterized. NCBI's taxonomy places the organism in Eukaryota, Fungi, Ascomycota, Sordariomycetes, Xylariales, Hypoxylaceae. The coding region runs from base 627 to 878 and encodes 83 amino acids. The record is from RefSeq and is a predicted model, not a curated record. The transcript is spliced from 2 exons.
UAAACAAUUGAACAAAUCAAAUAAAGAGAUCAAUUAGAAAAUAAAUCAUCAACAUUUCAAUUGACUUUUUAAAGUUCCGCGAUGUGACGUAUGAGGCGGAAGGGUCAUCUUAGUUAUGCGGGCCAUCGAACAAUAGUAGAUCUUUUCAAGAUUUAUUACUCGAUUAGGUGCUGUUGAUGGUGGUGUGUGGUGUCGACAGCGAGGGUGAGAUGGUUUAUGGUUGGAGAUAGCUCUCUCCUCCCCGCAUUUUAAAUGUCAGCUAUUUUCCCUAGGGUGGUUUUUCCCCAGACGGACGAGAGUGGAUCGACAGCGUAUGACGUCCGGAUGAACAAAUCCAACAGAAGGUUCGAGCGAAUCGAAUAGGCAAUGGGAUGGAUGCUCGACACUUAUUCAUUCCCAUAGCGUCGCACGCCUGUCGUCAAAUAUGAAGUCACCCCAUCACGAGACAGUCAGCAGUUUGGAGUAGGGUGGGUGACCUACCUUUCGGGGGCGAAAGAGCUAUAUAGAGCUCCCAAGCUUCCUCUAGUUUCUCUCCAGAUAACUUUCAGACAUACUCAAACCAAAGCAAAACAAACCAACAACUAAAUCAACUAUCUCAAGACAAUACUUGAACAAUACUUGCAAUCAUGCCUGCGGACGAGCACGGAUUAACCGACAACGCUGUCAUGGAGGCCCACGACAUGAUACAUCAUGCCGAACAAGAAGAGCAUGAGUACGAGGCCGCCAUGAAGCGAGGCAUCACGGAUGAAGCCGCCGAGGCUGAAUAUACCUUCAUCCACGGAGCUGAGCAGCGAGCCGCUCGAGAAGAGCAAAGGAGACGUCACUCUAUUAGCAAGGUCAAGAAGACCUUGGAGCGGUUCAUUCCGGGGAAACAUUAAACAAAGAUGCUUGGCUAGCAGAAAGAGAAAGAGAUUGAAACAUUGCUGU